This is a messenger RNA of Syngnathus acus (greater pipefish), 2994 nucleotides long. Its product is annotated as zinc finger protein 536-like. The record is from RefSeq and is a predicted model, not a curated record. Gene Ontology annotation, cellular component: nucleus. The transcript has 3 exons. NCBI's taxonomy places the organism in Eukaryota, Metazoa, Chordata, Actinopteri, Syngnathiformes, Syngnathidae. The annotation marks the transcript as partial. Gene Ontology annotation, biological process: regulation of DNA-templated transcription. Gene Ontology annotation, molecular function: RNA polymerase II cis-regulatory region sequence-specific DNA binding; DNA-binding transcription factor activity, RNA polymerase II-specific.
UUCAUUAGGCCGGCCACCCGCCCAAUUAGGAGCCAGAUGGCGCUUCUGGCCAAUCAAAUCAUGGAUGCGAGAAUUCUCAGCAGCAUGAACGGCAGAGUUGAGCUCUCGCAGUUCUUGAGGGUUACGAAUCAAAGCAUUGUUACCCAGGUAAACUCUGUUCAGGAUGACAAUCGCAAGAACAGAAAGUAUCCUUGUCCGUUGUGCGGAAAGCGUUUCCGUUUCAACAGCAUCCUUUCGCUUCAUAUGCGUACACACACCGGCGAAAAGCCAUUCAAGUGUCCCUACUGCGACCACCGGGCUGCACAGAAGGGCAACCUGAAGAUACACCUGCGCACCCACAAACAAGGCAUUCUGGGUAAAGGCCGUGGACGCAUUAGGGAGGAGAACAGGUUGCUUCAUGAGCUUGAAGAAAGGGCCAUACUGAGGGACAGGCACAUGCGAGGCGCUCAUGUCAGCUCUCAGCAAACGUCCGUCGGAACGCAACUUCAACAACCCCAACAGGCCCAGACUCCAAAGCAGUUUUUCAACAGCCAGCCCGUAGCGUCCACGUCCCCGAAAGCCACCGCCAUCCAUGAUGAGACCAACCAGCCCCCACCCGUCGGGUUUCGCUGCUCAUUCUGCAAGGGAAAGUUCAGAAAGCAGCAGGAGCUUGAGCGUCACAUCCGGAUCCUGCACAAACCCUAUAAAUGCACCUUGUGUGAGUUUGCUGCCGCACAAGAGGAGGAGCUUAUUGCUCAUGUUGAGAUGGCGCAUAUUACAACUGAUUCAGGGCCAGGACAGAAGCCUACGGUGGGGGUCAAUGAUAAGGGGAAGCCUGGUGGUGAAUUCCCCUGUGAUGUUUGUGGACAAACCUUUAGCCAGGCCUGGUUCCUAAAGGGUCACAUGAGGAAACAUAAGGACUCUUUUGAGCACUGCUGUCAAAUUUGUGGCCGUCGCUUCAAAGAGCCCUGGUUUCUCAAGAACCACAUGAAGGUCCACUUGAAUAAGCUGGCCUCCAAGGCUCAUCUCCCGCCUCAUCAUGACAACGCUGUUAACAUGACUCAUUUGACAGAAGAUUACCAGAGCAACCUCUACUCGCAGUAUGUCUCUCGCAUUCACAACAGGUUCCUAACAGCCGAGAGAGCCGACCAGACAGAUUAUAGCCAGUUACUCGCCGCAGCCGGUGUUGACAUCAAAGUUAGCGAGAUGUUAGGUCGCCGGGUUUCCCCAAGUCUCGGCCCGCUCGCCGAUACUAAGGGCUCCUCUUUGUUGGGCUUGAACCACCUUCACCCUCCCCUGAGCGCCACCAAUCUGGACUACCUGCAGAAAGUCAUCUCCAGCAGAGAUGCAGUUAGCUAUUCAGGCUGGCAGAUCAUGACACCCCCACAGCACAUCUUCAACCCUAAAGAUCAGCAGAACCAGCAGAGCUCCUCCUACCUGUCUGAGCGACGCCUUCCCCUGGAUGACGGCAAAGUGGGCCUCGCCGACCAAGACGGGAACACGAGCAGCCGGCCCAGCAGCAAAGGCAGCCUUAGUCAUCACGGGCCGACCGAGGUCGCCACAGAGACCGGAAGCGCCCUUGAACGUCGGCCACAGUCUUCUUCUCCAGCUUCAGCUCUAGGUGACAAUGUCUAUAAGUGUCUACCCUCCAGCGACUACCCCACCAUCGGUUUCCAGCUGGACCGCUACCACUUCCCGUCCUGGCAGAGCAGCAGGGAUCUGUCCUCUCCGCUGCAGGCCACCAGCAGCAGAAGCUCCAGUCCCAACCCGAAGCCGCGACCCCGGUCCAGGGAGGACGGGAGCCCUGUGAGCGCUCACUUCCUUUCACCAGACAGAGAAAAUGCCCUGCUGGUCCCUGACAAGAAUCCAGUCAGUGAUAGUCCUGCUUCCGUUCGCACCAUCAAGUCCCAGUAUGAGCCUUUAGACUUGUCAGUUUCUUCUCAUUCCACCGUGUCUCCUGCUCUGCCGGUCCAAAUGUCUGGUGUCCUGAGCAAUGGACUCAAUCCACUUUGCAAUUACCCCACUGAACCUGAUGUGAAACCUGUGUACAGGUGUGAUCAUUUAGGAAUAAAACAAGGUGUGGAGAAACAGAAUAUAGGGUCAACAGGUGAAGUCGGGAAAACAGGUCUUGAAGAAGAGCCGGACAAAGAGUGGAAGAUGCUGAAGGAUGAGGGCCAGGCUGACAUCCCGGGAAGAAAGCGUGACGAGAUGGGCUCGUGGACUGCAGCAGAAGUGAGCAUGUCCUCCCCUGAGAAGCUGGCUCGGGAUCUGAUCAAUCCCUAUCAGCAAGCUGGUCUGCUCUCACUCCUCAGAGCCCAGAAGAACCGGAGUGGCACUCAUGGGACCAUCCUGAAUGGCGGGGGCAACACAAGUAACAUUGCAUCAGCUCGGAAGCCAUUCCCGUGCAGAUAUUGCCCCUACAGUGCCUCGCAGAAGGGCAAUCUGAAGACACACGUCAUCUGCGUCCACCGAAAACCCUUUGACAACAGCCUGUACCCGGACCGCCGUCUCCGCCGCUCGCACACACCACAGCGUCCAGAUCCGUCCAGAUCGCCACCGAGCAUUGCGGAAGACACUCAGGCUGCGGGUAAAGAGCUGAUCGACGUUGCGUCGCUUUGUGGGACUUGAUGUUGUUGUCAUGGAUACAGACAGUUAUGAUUAUUGCUUUGGUAAAAAACACUGAGAUGUUCAUUUAAAAGGGGCUAUUAUGCACUUUCUUAUGUUCUAUAAUAAUAUAACGCGUUUGAGUGUUCAUACACUAAGUACUAGACAAGUGUUCCUUCGCUUCCUCCCUCCUUUGUGGUUCCGUCAGACAGAUCUUACAGUGAAAGAAAUAUGGGUCCUUUCCGCUGUGCAAUGUGGGGCAAUACUACUAUAUCCCCUCUAACAGCAAAUGUUUAUGUACAUUCCAGUGUUUCUUGAAGAUCCACAGUAUGUAUUUAUCUGUAGCAAUGAGGUUGCAUAUCAUCAUAAUGAUAAUAAUAAAGUCCACUGUGAUGUGAAAGUAAAACAGUA